AGCAAAAAACACACACACAAAUUAGAAAAUGGGGAAGCCAACGUCUCAAAACAAUAACUUCAUAAACCACUUCAGCCACCCACACAGACUUCAAUUAGCCCCGGCGACGUCAUCACCACCGUGCUCAGCUUGCAAACUCGCCGGAGGCAACGGCAGGGUUUACUCAUGUAGGCCAUGUAACUUCUUUCUACAUGAGUCUUGCAGCAAGAUGAAGCAGGUAAUAACACAUCCCUCUCACCCUUCUCAUACGCUUACUCUUCUUGUGGCUCCUGUCUACGAUGGUGGAUACUUCAACUGUGAUGGUUGUGGUGUCCAUGGGACGGGUUUUAGCUACCAAUGCUCUCUAUGCGACUUCGACAUCCAUGCUCUUUGUGCUUACAAGCCGCUCUCGAUCAUUCACCAGUCUCAUCCGCAACAUAGCCUUAAGCUCACGUUUCACUCUCCCUAUGGAGCCAAUAAAGGUUUCUCUUGUGAUAUAUGUCUUAAGAUCGGGAAGAACCAGUGGCUCUAUCGAUGCAUCCCUUGCGAAUUCGACGCUCAUGUUGCUUGCAUCGCUGCUACUAAUUCUCACCUCCUUCAACAUAGUGCUUCUUCACCUAAUCCUCAUGCUCAUCAUGCUGGACACCCUCACCAUCAAAACUCGCUUCCUGUGCCUAACCAAGGCAGUAACAGGCCCAGACCCAUGCCCAUGACAAGGCCCAAUAGGCCUUUAGCUCAACAUGUUUCUCCCAAUGGACCAAGAAGACAGAACAACAACUUGGUUUAUAAUGCUCAAGUUGGACCAUUCGGACAGAAUGAACUUAUUGGUCAGGUAGAACAGAGUUUUGGUCAAGGGUCAACGGAUGGGAGUGGCUACGAUGGUAGUGUAGUAGGGGACGAAGAAUUUAACGUGGAGGUUGAUGUUAAUGUCGAGGUUGAAUAUGAAGGUGAUGAGUAUGUUGAAGAGGCUAAUGACGAAGGAGAAGAUAUUGAUGGUAACGGGCUUGAAGUUGUGGCUUAUGGUGAUGAUGUAAGUGUUGCUCGUAGUGAGAGUGAUUUUGGAGGCAGCAGUGAUGCUCGUAGCCAAUGUAAUGAUAUGUCUGAUGCUGAUCUUUAUCCACUAUCUCUGGAUAAUUCACAAGGACCAAGACCAAGACCAAGGCCACUUCGUAUGAACCAAGGCCCGGGUGGGGGGAAGAAGAAAAACACAAACCUGAAUGGUCCGGCCGCUCGGUCUAAGAAUAUGGUUCUUAAUGGGCCACGUGGUGGCCUUCAAGGUUCUAAGAGUCCAAUACAAAGCCCUAGAGCACCUCAAGCUGGAAGUGUGCAAAAUGUUCGUUACAAUGCGAUAAGAGGUCGUGGUGGCGCUGUGAGUGUAAGAGUUAAUAGACCUCGUGACCCAUCUGCAUUUGGUGCACCUCAGGGAUUUAAUGGGCCUAGUGUUGGACCUUCCAAUGCAAUUGAUGGUAGUGGCAACAAUGAUAACUACAACGAAGGCGAUGGCACUGAUGUUUAUGUUGGUGAAGAUAAUGUUGGCUACAAUGAGAGUUAUGGUGAUCAUGACUAUGCUGAUGGUGAUGGUGAUUGUGACUUUGAAGUUGGAGGUGACUUCGCUGAUGAUGGUUGUGAUCAAGAUUAUGAUGAUACUUAUGGCGAAAACGAUUUCGAAAACUAUAGUGACAUCACAGGAGGAAGUGGUUCUAUGUAUGAUGAGGGUGAAUCUUAUGGGACUAAGGAUGAUUCACAAUAUAAUGGUUUAAAUGAAGAUCCCAAUAACCAGUAUUUACCUAUGGUUGGUGGACCAGGAGUGAAUAACCAAAACCAAUACGGUCAAAAUGGUAGGCCGGGGAAUAUUGGCACGUAUGGUCGAGGUGGUACUUCAAAUAUGAACAGAUAUGGAAACGUGAACCAAGGUGGAAAUAGGAUUCAGCCUAGAGCUAUGGGUCGACCGGUCCAAUAUAGGGCCAACGGAAGACCUAAUAGGGCAAAUGGAGGACCUUAUGGUCCCAAUGGAGGGCCUAUUAAUGGACCAAUGUUGAUGAAUACAAUGGUGCAAGGUUUAUGUCAAGGCAUUGCUAUGAACAUGCUCAUUGGUGAUGGUAAUGGUGGAGCGAGUGAUGGUGGUGGAUCAUCGAUCUUAGGAGGCUUGCUUGGUGGUGAAACGGAAUAAGAAUACUAAAAGAGAUGAAAAUUAAAUGGUUAUGCUAAACAAAAUGUAUUGAUUUCGUUAUGUAUUUUUCGAGUUUGUAUUAAUUAAAGUAUUUGUUUCCUCU
Messenger RNA from Capsella rubella, 2252 nucleotides. RefSeq lists its product as uncharacterized. The record is from RefSeq and is a predicted model, not a curated record. Bases 29 to 2149 code for a protein of 706 amino acids. Lineage: Eukaryota; Viridiplantae; Streptophyta; Magnoliopsida; Brassicales; Brassicaceae. The transcript has a single exon.